AGAAUCCAGGUCUCCGGGCUGGAGGUUUACACCAAGAACCAUGUGUGCCGAGCGGCUGGGCCAGUUCGUGACCCUGGCUUUGGUGCUGGUUACCUUCGAUCCAGCUCGAGGGACCGACGCCACCAACACCCCCGAAGGUCCCCAAGACAGGGGCUCCCAGCAGAAAGGCCGUCUGUCCUUGCAGAACACAGCGGAAAUCCAGCACUGUUUGGUCAACGCUGGCGAUGUGGGGUGUGGCGUGUUUGAAUGUUUCGAGAACAACUCUUGUGAGAUCCGGGGCUUACAUGGAAUUUGCAUGACUUUUCUGCACAACGCUGGAAAAUUUGAUGCCCAGGGCAAGUCGUUCAUCAAAGAUGCCUUGAAGUGUAAGGCCCACGCUCUGCGGCACAGAUUCAGCUGCAUAAGCCGGAAGUGUCCAGCCAUCAAGGAGAUGGUGUUCCAGUUACAGCGGGAGUGCUACCUUAAGCAUGACCUGUGUUCUGCUGCACAGGAGAACAUCCGGGUGAUGGUGGAGAUGAUUCACUUCAAGGACUUGCUGCUGCAUGAACCCUACGUGGACCUAGUGAACCUGCUGCUGACCUGUGGGGAGGAGGUGAAGGAGGCCAUCACCCACAGCGUGCAGGCUCAGUGUGAGCAGAGCUGGGGAAGCCUGUGCUCCAUCCUGAGUUUCUGCACCUCGGCCAUCCAGAGACCCCCCACGGCGCCGCCCGAGCGCCAGCUCCAGGGCGACAGGGCCAAGCUCUCCAGGGGCCACCCCGCGGAGAUGGGUCACCACCUUGCGGAGCCCAGCAGUCGGGAGACCGGCCGAGGUGCCAAGGGUGAGCGAGGUAGCAAGAGCCACCCCAGCGCCCACGCCCGGGGCAGAGCGGCCGGACCCGGGGCCCAAGGAACUUCUGGAAGCAGCGAGUGGGAGGAUGAACAGUCUGAGUAUUCCGAUAUCCGGAGGUGAAAUGAAAGGCCCGGCCGGGAAAUCUUUUCCUCCACGCCGUCCAUUUUCUUCUCUCUGGACAUUCCAAAACAUUUGCCAUUAAAGAGGGGGGCUGUCACUCGCAGGAUGUGAUGGGGAUUGCGGACUUGAUUGGAGGUGUGUUAGCGGCAUGAACAGGUGAGGCGGAGGCUCCCUGGGCAGCGAGGGCUCGGUUGUGCCUGGUGUGUCCCGCAUCCACACAUCCCGACGGGAGGUCGGCCUCCUCGCAACUUUGCCUUCUUUCCAUCCGCGGAGACCCUGGGCUGUGGCUUGCGGCUCCCUUUGCCAUGGGAGGUGACGAGCGGGGCGGGGUGACCCGCGGGGGCUCGACUGUGCGCUUGGUGCUGGGCCCCGCCCCCAGCUUCUGUGCCGACCGUCCUAGCGGAGUGCAGCUGGAUUCCGGCGCAGGA
Budorcas taxicolor (takin) is the source of this 1377-nucleotide messenger RNA. It is a transcript of the gene STC2, whose product is annotated as stanniocalcin 2. Gene Ontology annotation, biological process: intracellular calcium ion homeostasis. Gene Ontology annotation, cellular component: extracellular region. The coding region runs from base 41 to 949 and encodes 302 amino acids. NCBI's taxonomy places the organism in Eukaryota, Metazoa, Chordata, Mammalia, Artiodactyla, Bovidae. The transcript is spliced from 4 exons. The record is from RefSeq and is a predicted model, not a curated record. Gene Ontology annotation, molecular function: hormone activity.